ACGCGGUGCCUGAGGUGUGGGGACGGCUCCUCCCUCCCGCUCCGCUCCCGCUCCUUCCCCGCAGCGCGGCCAUGGCGGAGGGGGCGGUGGCGGAGGCCGCGUCCGCAGAGGAGUUCCAGCGGCUCCUGCAGCAGCGGAAGGACGGGUCCCUUGUAGUUGUCCACUUCUGGGCACCAUGGGCUCCUCAGUGUGCUCAGAUGAAUGAUGUUAUAGCAGCACUAGCAAAGGAACACCUGCAGGUUACGUUUGUGAAGCUGGAAGCUGAAGCUCUGCCUGAAGUCUCUGAAAAAUAUGAAAUUACUUCUGUUCCAACAUUCUUAUUCUUUAAGAAUUCUCAGAAAAUUGACAGAUUAGAUGGUGCCCACGCCCCAGAGCUGACCAAAAAGGUGCAGCGCCACGGGUCUGGCAGCUCGGUGCCUGCUGUCCCCAGCGGUGGUGCCAAGGAACAGCUGAACGUGCGGCUCAGGAAGCUCAUCACUGCUGCCCCCUGCAUGCUCUUCAUGAAAGGCUCUCCCAAAGAACCUCGCUGUGGUUUCAGCAAGCAGAUGGUGGAGAUCCUGAACAAACAUGGUGUUUCAUUUAGCAGUUUUGAUAUUUUCUCUGAUGAAGAAGUUCGUCAGGGGCUGAAAACAUACUCUAACUGGCCAACCUACCCACAGCUCUACGUAGCUGGAGAGCUGAUAGGUGGACUUGAUAUUGUCAAGGAGCUAGAGGCAUCUGGAGAACUGGACACAAUCUGUCCAAAGGCACAGAAGUUGGAGGACAGGCUUAAAGGCUUGAUAAACAAAGCUCCUGUGAUGCUCUUUAUGAAGGGAAGCAAAGAGAUGGCAAGAUGUGGAUUCAGCAAGCAAAUUAUAGAAAUCAUAAAUAGUACAGGGGUUGAUUAUGAGACGUUUGACAUACUGGAGGAUGAAGAGGUACGACAAGGAUUAAAAACCUUCUCCAACUGGCCAACAUAUCCCCAGUUGUAUGUGAAGGGUGAGCUCGUCGGGGGGCUGGAUAUUGUUAAGGAACUGAAGGAAAGUGGUGAAUUGUUGCCUGUUCUGAAGGGAGAAAAUUAAUGGCAAAGGGCCUCCUGGGGAACUGAAAGCCUUGGGACAGUUCCUUGUUUCUAGGUGACACUGGAGCAAUAGACAACUUACCCAUGAAAGCAAUCAGGAGUAAACACAGGCACCUUGUGUACUCUCUGUAUUUCACCAGACACAUGCUACACAUGGAAAUGUGUUUCCACUGAAGAUACCAUAAUGUCAAGAUCUUCAAAUUCAAUUAAAAAAUAAUGCUAAAGAACUC
This is a messenger RNA of Calypte anna (Anna's hummingbird), 1290 nucleotides long. RefSeq names its product glutaredoxin 3 (gene GLRX3). Lineage: Eukaryota; Metazoa; Chordata; Aves; Apodiformes; Trochilidae. The transcript is spliced from 11 exons. The record is from RefSeq and is a predicted model, not a curated record. The coding region runs from base 72 to 1061 and encodes 329 amino acids.